ACUCUACGAUGGAUUCGAGAUUUGUGCUUGCGUUGAGUCUCCUCUGUAGUCUGCAGGUUUGCUGUCAGACUUUCCCUCGUCUUUCGUUUGGGAAUGAUGAUGCUAUACCCAACCAUGGCUAUGUAGACCUCGGAAUGAUUGGAACCAGUUAUAGCAACAGUACUCAGUGUCGCACUGAUCUGGAGACAUGUUGCACUCAAGAUGAUUCUCAUCGUGGAAAUUGGUAUUUUCCUAAUGGUGACCCUAUGAUGAAUAGUGGUGGAUCUGGUAUGUUUUAUGAGUCUUGGAAAAGAAAGAGAGUGGACCUUCGUUGCAAUGAUUGUUCCACUUCUCCAACUGGUAUAUAUCAUUGUGAUAUUCCGACUAGAGCUGUCCAUAAUGAUACAGACAUCUCAGUGAGAGCCACAGUCUAUGUGGGACUGUAUACUAGUGAAGGGGGGAGCAUCUCAGUAUCUGGUGGAGUGACAUUUGACCCAGUCCAGCUGACCCUCACCUGUAUCUCCACUGGUGGACCUGCUACCACUGUCACUUGGACCAGAGACUCCACCACUGUCACCCAAGGAACCCAGACUGUGUUGAAUGACCCAGUGACUGCACAGUACACCCACACUAUGACUGUGACUGAUGUUGGAGCAUACACAUGUACUGUGUCUAAUGCCAAGCCGUCAUCUGCAUCAGCUAGCAUCACAUUAGUUUUAUCUGCUCUAGUUCUGCAUACAUCCCCAACAGUCACAUCCACUAUUAUCACUAUCACUGGUAGUGUUCCAGAUGGCUCAGUGGUGACGGGCUUUGUGGUCCAGUGGCAGAGAGACACCUCAGUUGGUUGUUCCGAUCAGAAUCAGCAAAGUAUUACUGUGAGUCAAGGUUUUAGUGGUUCAUUCGGAAUAACUGGACUAGAGCCAGGGAAUAGGUACACCAUUACUGUGAGAGUCUUCAAUGCAGCUGGCAGUGCUCCAGUCAGUAAUGCUGUAACUGCAAAAACUAUGCAGACAAAUCCUACCCGAGGUCUCAGCUCAGUCAGACACGGUACAGUCACAGUCAGUAGUAUAACUGUCCGUUGGGGAGAGGUGCCUUGUCUUGACCGUAAUGGAGAGAUAACUGGUUACAUAGCACAGGCUGUGCGAAAUGGAAUAGUAGAAGGAACUGCUAGUGUUGGUGGUGAUGCUAGACAGGCUACAAUCUCCGGAUUGUCUUCAUCAACCUCAUACACUGUCCAAGUGGCAGCAGUGAAUGGUGCUGGUACUGGUCCAUACAGUGGUGUAUAUGUCAGGACUAGUGACAGACUUAGUACACGAGUUUUCUCCACAACCAAUACAUCUCUGACCGUAUCAUGGACACUGGAGAGGACUUCAACAGCUACUAGCUACACCAUCUCCUACUCCAACACUAACACUGGCUGUUUCACUGACUCCAGAAGUGAUAUAACUACUAGUGGUACAUCAUAUACACUCACUGGCCUGGGGGAGGGAACUGAAUAUUCUAUCAUGCUCAUUGUCACUCUGACUGGAGGAAGGACUGAACAAGAUACUGUCACAGCCACAACAAGAACUGCUGUUCCAUCUGCCCCUCCCUCUUCUGUGAGGUUGUCAGUGGUCAGUUCUUCUAGUAUCAGCGUCAGAUGGGGGCCAAUGGACUGCAGGAAUCAGAAUGGAGAGGUAACAGGCUAUCGGGUGAGGUAUGGGGAGAAAGGAGGUAACCAGACACUCUGGUUUCCCUCUGGAGACUCCAGUGGAGGAAUGAUCACACUCAGUGGACUGACUAAACAGACAGUCUACACAGUUGAAAUGGCAGCAAGGACCAGUGCUGGUACUGGAGUCUACAGCCAACAACAGAAUAUUGAGACUCCUGAUAAUGUCUUCCUCAUUCUGAAUGGAACAGUCAUCCCUAAAAAUGGCUAUGUGGAUAUCAAUGAUAUUGGCUUCAGUGACAACACUGCUCUAUUCUGUAUCACUAACCGUCCUGGUACACCUACUUCAGGAGACUGGUAUGGACCAGAUGGGACUAGAAUAAAUCUAAUGGAUGUUCAAGGAGUUACCAGAACUAGAGGCUCUAUGGUAGUGAGACUGAAGAGGACCACUGGUAAAGCAACAGAGGGGAUUUACAGAUGUUCAGUACAGGAUGCUGCAUCCACAUUUCAGACUAUCUAUGUUGGACUGUACAACACUGGAGGAGGACAUCUAACAUUGUCUGGUGGUAUGAAUUUCACUCUCCAUCAUGACAACUCAUUCACCCUCACCUGUAUCUCCACUGGUGGACCUGCUACCACCGUCACUUGGACCAGAGACUUCACCACUGUCACCCAAGGAACUGAGACUGUGUUGAAUGACCCAGUGACUGCACAGUACACCCACACUCUGACAGACAGAACAGCAGGACUCUACACAUGUUUAAUAGCUAACAGUGUUUCAAAUGUUUCAGCAAAGUUACCUGUGCAAGGUAACACUGAGUAAGCUCUAUAGAAUAGCAAAAUUUAACAAUACUACUAGGUCCUUCUCCUCCAUCUAAUGUGAGAGUAUCUCAGAAUGGGCUGAACAGUAUACUAGUGACCUGGACACCAUCAGCAGGACCCAAUGUUACUGGCUACACCAUCUACUACUACCAAAUAAAUGGAGGACUUAGCGGAUCAGUGACAGCUGCUGAGACAGAUACUAGCGUCGUCAUCACUGGACUAAUUGCAGGAGCAAACUUUCUAUCAGUGUAUCAGCUGACUCCAGUACACUAUCCAGUUCUAGAUCCCGAGGACCUGAUAUUACUAUUCAGUAUGAGAAAGUUGCAUAUCCAGUGGAAAACUUUGAGGUGAUUUCAGUAUCGGAGACCUCUCUCACAUUCUCCUGGAGCCAGCCCAGCACUGCGGCCCACCUCACCACUGGCUACAACCUGACAUGUGUCCCUCUCCUGACUGGGAUCCCCCCCAGCCUCUUCCCCUGUUGGCACCAACCCUCACCUCAGCCACACUGUUUGGACUCUCCUCUGGAGUUCCAUACAACUGCAGCAUCUCCACCAUAUCUGACAGAGGGUCCUCUCUCCCUGCCAACCUCUGUAUCACUACCAAUGAGUCUAGUAUUUAACUAAUAUAUAUACACACACACUGAACACACAAACACCAUUGUUGGAAGGAGAGGAUUGUGGCAGUGAGCCCUUUUUGGGCAUUCUCUUUCUUGUGUACUUGUAGCUCUAUGUGCACAAAACAGUUUAUUCACGUGACUUCCAUUUCUCAGCAUUGUACGUACUAUGUAAACCCCAUUACUUUCACGAUGACAGUAUAAAACUCCCUCAGCUCCAUCAGGAUCUCCAGAGAUGUUACACGCAGUGCCUGGAGAGAGAGAAGUGGAGUUCUCCUGGUCUCCUCCACCUGUCACCCAGCGUAAUGGAGUCAUCACCAGCUACACUAUCUCCUGCUCCCCCUCCCCCUCCUCCCUCCCUCACUCCCCCUCCUCCCAGUCUCGACCUCACACAGUGGCCGGUUUCUCUCCCAACACCCAC
This is a messenger RNA of Geodia barretti, 3483 nucleotides long. The record is from the annotation of a GenBank genome assembly. Lineage: Eukaryota; Metazoa; Porifera; Demospongiae; Tetractinellida; Geodiidae.